Messenger RNA from Babesia microti strain RI, 1551 nucleotides. Its product is annotated as Protein kinase domain. Lineage: Eukaryota; Apicomplexa; Aconoidasida; Piroplasmida; Babesiidae. Gene Ontology annotation, molecular function: ATP binding; protein serine/threonine kinase activity. The coding region runs from base 1 to 1551 and encodes 516 amino acids. Gene Ontology annotation, biological process: peptidyl-threonine phosphorylation; peptidyl-serine phosphorylation. The transcript has 6 exons. The record is from RefSeq and is a predicted model, not a curated record.
AUGAUGGAAAAGAUUGAUGCCUUAUUUGGACCAAACUACUCCACUAACAGUACUUUUUUUGCAUCGGCUGAUGAAGAAUAUUCCCUAGAAUCCAAUGCGGUGCUACGUCCAUCAGAAUUUGACACCAUAACCAUAGGCGCAGAAGAUAAGGGCAAAAUAUCAGGGCCAUCUGACGAUGGUCCAUCAGUUAGUACAUCAGAAUUGGCUAAGAAACUAAAUAUGAGUGAGGAAAUGUACUUGCAAUUGCAGCAAAAAAUUAAGGCAGAAAAGGCAAAACUGAGAAAUUAUAUCAUUAAUAUGAAGAGGCAAAAUGAUCGUUUUGUUCUACAAGAGCAACUGCUAAUCAUACCUGAACCUUCACAGCAAAAUAAACAGAAUGAAGACCAAGGAUCAGACUAUGAUGAUGAUUUCGACAUGUUUUCUGAGACAGUAGAAAAGGUUAAAAGGCAGAAGACAAAAAAUGAUUUAACAACGAAUAUGCCAGACAACGCACUACUUAGUGAUAAUUGGAACGAUGCAGAGGGGUAUUACCAAGCACUAGUUGGAGAAGUUAUUGAAAACAGGUAUAGGGUGGUAUUAGAAUUGGUGGGUAAAGGGGUGUUCUCCACAGUAAUCAAAUGCUUUGAUCUAAACACAAAUAGGCAUGUUGCAGUAAAGGUCAUCCGAUUUAACGAUAUGAUGAAGAAGGCAUCUGAGAAGGAAAUAUCAAUACUCAACCUGUUAAAUGGCAAUGACAAAGAAGAUAAGAAGCACAUAGUAAGACUACUUGACCACUUCAUUUAUCGGGGACACUUGUGCCUUGUUUUUGAAUGGCUUUGGGGCAGCUUACGCACGGCACUGACUAGGUAUGGCAAUGGUAAGGGGCUUAAUCCAUUGGCAAUACAUGCAUAUGCUCGACAAUUGUUUAUCGCAUUGCGACAUUUGCGCAAGUGUAACAUUAUGCAUGCAGAUUUGAAACCAGAUAACAUAUUGCUAAAUGAGGGGUUUAACUGCGUAAAGAUUGGGGACUUGGGUAGCGCUAGUGACACUAGUGAGAAUGACAUAACUUCCUAUCUGGUUAGUAGAUUUUACCGCCCGCCCGAGAUAAUUUUGGGCUCCAAAUAUGACACACAAAUUGACAUAUGGAGUGCGGCCGCAACACUUUAUGAAUUGGCCACAGGGGAGAUUCUUUUUCCGGGCCGCACCAACAAUCAUAUGUUGAAGCUUAUUAUGGCAGUGAAGGGUAAAUUUGCGCACAAGAUGAUUAAAUCGGGGCUUUUAGCACAGAAACAUUUUGAUGAAAACCUGGACUUCAUAUACAUAGACAAGGAUUCCUACACCAAAAGUGAUGUCAUUCGAAUUGUUCAAGAUCUGAGACCCACAGAUAGCGUGACAGAGAUGCUGAUUCGAAGGAUUAAGACAACUUGGAUGGACCCAAACAAUCGGAGCUUAGAUAAGAAGAUACGCCAGUUUGGCGAUUUACUAGACAAGUGUUUGGCCCUAGAUCCUGGCAAGAGGCUGACUCCCGAGCAGGCAAUGUUACAUCCUUUCAUUAGGGAACCGUUAUACUAG